Messenger RNA from Cercocebus atys (sooty mangabey), 3580 nucleotides. RefSeq names its product tubulin, gamma complex associated protein 2 (gene TUBGCP2). NCBI's taxonomy places the organism in Eukaryota, Metazoa, Chordata, Mammalia, Primates, Cercopithecidae. The record is from RefSeq and is a predicted model, not a curated record. Gene Ontology annotation, molecular function: gamma-tubulin binding; microtubule minus-end binding. Gene Ontology annotation, biological process: spindle assembly; cytoplasmic microtubule organization; mitotic cell cycle. Gene Ontology annotation, cellular component: centrosome; gamma-tubulin small complex; equatorial microtubule organizing center. The transcript has 19 exons. The coding region runs from base 644 to 3268 and encodes 874 amino acids.
CGUCCGCCAGCCGAGCCGGACGUGACGUCGUGCGCACUUCCGCCGCCGUGGGGGCUGCGCGGGGGCUGUGGCUCCGGUACUGCGCUCGUGCCCUCGGUCUCUUGCCUUGGUACCUGGAUGGCUUGCUGCCCUCACAUCCCUGCGUAGCUCACAGCCUCUGUGAAAAGGACUUCAGUCCCGCCCAGUCACAGACGCUAGGCCUGCCCGUUUGUGUGAUUAAUAGUAAGAAUUCAGGAGCAUCAAGAAGACCAAGUAAGCGGCCGAAGCUAAACAGUUCCUCAGAGCUCGAGAGGGACACGUUCUGGUGGGACAACUGUCUGGAUGAUUAACGUCCCUGGCCCUGGCCCUCUAAGUACCGAGAGCAACCUCCGUGACCGUGACACCCCAGAGUUGCCCCAGGACUUUUCCAGAGGUCUCCUGAAGGGGGGGAACUCUGUGCGGGCGCAGGCUGCCCUUUUGGAGGACGGGUCCGCACAUUCAGGGAGAGCAGCAGGCUCCUCACAGGGUGAACACUCAUGACGUGCGGGCAUCUGUGCUUCUACUUCUAGAAGAGAUGGGAAGUUUCCUGAAGUUUAAAUUUUAUGAAUAGCUGCCCUCUUACCUUUAGAACAUAUUGUGAUGUUGGUGCCUCAGAGCUAAAACCAUGAGUGAAUUUCGGAUUCACCAUGACGUCAAUGAACUGCUUAGCCUGCUGCGUGUCCACGGAGGAGACGGGGCUGAGGUCUACAUUGACCUGCUUCAAAAGAACAGGACCCCGUACGUCACUACCACUGUCUCUGCUCACAGUGCCAAGGUUAAAAUUGCAGAGUUUUCUCGUACUCCAGAAGACUUUCUAAAGAAAUAUGAUGAACUGAAAUCUAAAAAUACGAGGAACCUUGACCCGCUGGUGUACCUGUUGUCAAAGCUCACGGAAGACAAAGAGACUCUGCUGUACUUACAACAGAAUGCAAAAGAAAGAGCUGAGCUUGCAGCCGCUGCUGCAGGCAGCAGUACCACCAGUGUCAACGUCCCUGCUGCAGCCUCCAAGAUCUCCAUGCAGGAGCUUGAGGAGCUGAGGAAGCAGCUUGGCAGUGUGGCCACAGGCUCCACGCUACAGCAGGUACUAUGUGCAUGGCUGUCCACAGGCUCCACGCUACAGCAGUCUCUGGAACUUAAAAGAAAGAUGCUUCGAGACAAGCAGAACAAAAAAAAUUCGGGCCAGCACCUCCCUGUCUUCCCAGCGUGGGUGUAUGAGAGACCUGCCCUGAUCGGGGAUUUCCUGAUUGGUGCUGGCAUCAGCACAGACACCGCUUUGCCGAUAGGCACGCUGCCCCUGGCCUCGCAGGAGUCGGCCGUGGUGGAGGACCUGCUGUACGUGCUGGUGGGCGUGGACGGGAGGUACGUCACUGCUCAGCCCCUGGCUGGGAGGCAGAGCCGGACCUUCCUUGUGGACCCCAACCUGGACCUGUCCAUCAGGGAGCUGGUGAACAGAAUCCUCCCGGUGGCUGCCAGCUACUCCACCGUGACCAGGUUCAUUGAAGAAAAGUCUUCCUUCGAGUACGGGCAGGUGAACCACGCCCUGGCGGCCGCGAUGCGCACUCUGGUGAAGGAGCACCUGAUCCUGGUGUCACAGCUGGAGCAGCUGCACAGGCAGGGCCUCCUUUCGUUGCAGAAGCUCUGGUUCUACAUCCAGCCGGCCAUGCGCACCAUGGACAUCCUGGCCUCCCUCGCCACCUCGGUGGACAAAGGCGAGUGUCUUGGGGGGUCCACACUGAGCCUGCUCCAUGACAGGAGCUUCAGCUACACAGGGGACAGCCAGGCGCAGGAACUCUGCCUGUACCUGACCAAGGCGGCCAGCGCUCCCUACUUUGAGGUUCUGGAGAAGUGGAUCUACAGGGGCAUCAUCCACGACCCAUACAGUGAGUUUAUGGUCGAGGAGCACGAGCUUCGGAAGGAGAGGAUCCAGGAGGAUUACAAUGACAAGUACUGGGACCAGCGGUACACCAUCGUCCAGCAGCAGAUCCCUUCCUUCCUGCAGAAGGUGGCGGACAAGAUCCUCAGCACAGGAAAAUAUCUAAAUGUGGUCAGAGAGUGUGGCCAUGACGUCACCUGCCCGGUGGCUAAAGAGAUCAUCUACACGUUAAAAGAGCGGGCAUACGUGGAGCAGAUCGAGAAGGCAUUUAACUAUGCCAGCAAGGUGCUGCUGGACUUCCUGAUGGAGGAGAAGGAACUGGUGGCACACCUCAGGUCCAUCAAGCGCUACUUCCUCAUGGACCAGGGCGACUUCUUCGUGCACUUCAUGGACCUGGCGGAGGAGGAGCUCCGGAAGCCGGUGGAGGACAUCACGCCCCCCCGCCUGGAGGCGCUGCUGGAGCUGGCCCUGCGCAUGAGCACGGCCAACACUGACCCCUACAAGGACGACCUCAAGAUCGACCUGAUGCCUCAUGACCUCAUCACUCAGCUCUUGCGUGUUCUGGCGAUCGAGACCAAGCAGGAGAAGGCGAUGGCCCACGCCGACCCCACAGAGCUGACGCUGAGCGGCCUGGAGGCCUUCUCUUUCGACUACAUCGUCAAGUGGCCCCUUUCACUCAUCAUCAACAGGAAGGCCCUCACUCGCUACCAGAUGCUCUUCAGGCACAUGUUCUACUGCAAGCACGUGGAGCGGCAGCUCUGCAGCGUCUGGAUCAGCAACAAAACCGCCAAGCAGCACUCGCUGCACUCCGCCCAGUGGUUUGCCGGGGCUUUCACUUUGCGGCAGCGAAUGCUCAACUUCGUCCAGAAUAUUCAGUACUACAUGAUGUUCGAAGUGAUGGAACCGACCUGGCAUAUCCUGGAGAAAAACCUGAAAUCUGCCUCCAACAUCGAUGACGUCCUUGGCCACCACACGGGCUUCCUGGACACCUGCCUGAAGGACUGCAUGCUCACCAACCCCGAGCUGCUGAAGGUCUUUUCCAAGCUCAUGUCUGUGUGCGUCAUGUUCACCAACUGCAUGCAGAAAUUUACACAGAGCAUGAAAUUGGACAGCGAGCUGGGCGGGCAGAUGCUGGAGCAAGGCACCGUCCCGGAGCUGCCCACAGGGGCCGAGGAGCGGGCCCGGAAGGAGCUCACCAGGAAGCACCUGGCCGAGCACGCGGACGCUGCGCAGCUGGUGUCUGGCUUCGAGGCCACCAUCAACAAGUUUGACAAGAACUUCUCAGCCCACCUGCUGGACCUCCUGGCUCGGCUAAGCAUCUACAGCACCAGUGACUGUGAGCACGGCAUGGCCAGCGUCAUCUCCAGGGGUUUCUGAGGCCACCCUGCAUUGAGAACUACUGCUUGAUUCUCCAAGCCCCUGACACCUCAGGCCCCAUUGCCAGGCCCUGCUGAGGUGACGGGAGCCCCAACUUUCUGGGGCCAGGAGAGAAGAAACCUGUGUUUGUGCCUUUGACCAGGACUGCACAGGACUGAAGACCCUUCUGUGGAAACAUUAGUUAGGUGUCUCACCCUCACCCCUGCAGGGCCUCCUGUGGUCUCUGUAGCUGAGCACUUCCCCAUGGUAGGAGCAGGGCUGCCCAGCAUGCACCCACAGAAGGGGUGCGUGCCCCAGCUCCACCGUCCUCCC